ACUAGGAAACAAAAACACCUUAAUAAAGCCUCCUUUCUAGUAUUCCAGCCCAUGGCUUCGCAAGCAGAAAGCUUAUGGGAUAUUAUUUUAGCUUCCAAUUGCAAAGAUUUUAUUUGUCAAAACUAUUACCCUUUUGUAUUUCUUGUGGUUUUAAUAUGUAUUUCUUGGCUAUCUCUAUCUUUUCUCUAUUGGACUUACCCGGGCGGCCCUGCAUGGGGAAAAUAUUAUUUCUGGUCCAAAUAUUGCCCGAGUCCGAUACCCGGUCCACAUGGAUUUCCAGUAGUCGGUAGCAUGUACCUCAUGGCUGACCUUGCUCAUCAACAUCUAGCAGCCAUGGCAAAGGUGUUGAAAGCAAGACGGCUCAUGGCUUUAAGCCUAGGCGAAACACGGUUAAUCGUGACAUCCGACCCGGACGUGGCCAAAGAAAUACUCAAUAGUAGUGUAUUUGCCGAUCGUCCGAUCAAGGAGACAGCUUAUAGGUUAAUGUUCAACAGAGCCAUUGGAUUCGCGCCUUAUGGAGUUUACUGGAGAACACUAAGAAGGAUUGCAGCCACGCAUAUGUUUAGUCCCAAGCAAAUGAACACUUCAGAAGCUGAAAGAUCACGAAUUGCAGCCCAGAUAGUACGUGAAAUCGGGCGUCAAACAAAAGGAAGUGUUCGAGAAUGUUAUGAAAUCAGAAAAGUGCUCAAGCGAGCUUCUUUGAGCAACAUGAUGAGCUUGGUAUUUGGGCGUGACUAUGAGUCCUGCAUUAAAAAUAGUGAAGCAGAUGAACUUACUAAUUUUGUGGAAGAAGGUUAUGAUUUAUUAGGGCAACUCAACUGGUCUGAUCACCUACCAUGGUUCUCAAGUUUUGACCCACAAAACAUCACGCUCAGAUGCUCCAAGCUGGCUCCUCAAGUACACAGGUUUGUAACUCGGAUCAUAUCGGAGCAUAGAGCCUCCUCGCUUAAGAAGCUUCCCAGUGAAACAGCUCAUGCCUUUGUUGAUGUUCUCCUCUCUCAGCAACAGAAUAAUUUGUCAGAGGCAGAUCUGGUGGCCGUCCUCUGGGAGAUGAUAUUCAGAGGGACUGAUACUGUGGCUAUCAUGAUCGAGUGGAUUCUCGCAAGAAUGAUACUUCACCCCACCAUCCAAGCAAAGGUUCAUGAAGAGCUCGAUCGUGUGGUCAGAAACUCAAGAGCCAUAACAGAAUCCGAUAUAUCAGCAAUGGUCUACCUCGAAGCUGUAGUCAAGGAAGCCUUCCGGCUACACCCACCCGGCCCACUUCUUUCUUGGGCUCGUUUAGCCACCACUGUUACAACAAUAGAUGGAUACCAUGUUCCAGCAGGCAGCACAGCUAUGGUGAACAUGUGGGCCAUCACAAGGGACCCAUCCGUGUGGACAGAUCCGUUAAAAUUUGUACCAGAAAGGUUCUUGACCAAGCAUUCGAGGAAUGAUGACUUUUCAAUGAUGGGCUCGGAUCUAAGGCUGGCGCCAUUCGGGUCGGGCAUAAGAAUAUGCCCAGGGAGGUUCUUGGGUCUCACCACCGUCACCUUUUGGGUGGCGUCUAUAUUGCAUGAAUUCCGAAUAGUUCAGUCGGAUCACAAUCCUGUGGAUCUGUCGGAAGUACUAAGGCUUUCCUGUGAAAUGGCGAAUCCGCUUGUAGCUGUAUUUCUACCUCGGCGCAGAUAUGAUGUGUGGCGUUGAAGUCCUAUAUUUUACGAACGUACUCUGCUAAGUGCUAAUCUACCAUGUGCCGGUGUAUAUGACGUGUGUAUUUGUACAUUUGUAUUAUUUUAUAAUAUUGUAAGACAUGUGAACCGUUUGUAUUGCUUAGGAUCAUAUAAUUUUUGUACGUACUAGGAAUGUAACAUGAAAGACAAUUGCUGGAUAAUAUAAUAAUAAAACAAUACAAUUAAAGCAA
Messenger RNA from Daucus carota subsp. sativus, 1900 nucleotides. Its product is annotated as cytochrome P450 78A3. The coding region runs from base 52 to 1683 and encodes 543 amino acids. The transcript is spliced from 2 exons. Lineage: Eukaryota; Viridiplantae; Streptophyta; Magnoliopsida; Apiales; Apiaceae. Gene Ontology annotation, molecular function: monooxygenase activity; iron ion binding; oxidoreductase activity, acting on paired donors, with incorporation or reduction of molecular oxygen. The record is from RefSeq and is a predicted model, not a curated record.